Molecule: messenger RNA, 4344 nt
Organism: Penicillium brevicompactum
Lineage: Eukaryota; Fungi; Ascomycota; Eurotiomycetes; Eurotiales; Aspergillaceae
Product: WD40 repeat domain-containing protein
Exons: 2
Coding region: 1-4344 (1447 amino acids)
Molecular function (GO): protein binding
Source: RefSeq, a predicted model, not a curated record
AUGGCACAAGAAGUAGCAUUCAAUGGGUCAAAUUAUGGAUCGCAGACAGGAAUCAACUAUGGUUCAAUAACAAAUGAGUUUCAACUUCUAUCAGGUAUCAUAUGGGGCUUACUCCGUACUUCGUGCUCGAUCGUACAUACUCAUCCUUAUAUAGACCCGAAUGACAAGUUGCCCAUUGUUCAUGCGGCUAUGUUUAAUUCGCUAGCGGAUCAGCAUGAACAAGAAUGCCUGCCAGGCACAAGGACGGAGCUGCUCGAUCAGAUCAAAGAAUGGGCGUUCUCGACACAUGGCCGGUGUAUAUUCUGGCUGAAUGGAAUGGCAGGGACAGGAAAAUCGAGUAUCUCUCGAACAGUGGCAAAGUUCUGCAGCCAAAAUGACACGUUGGGUGCGAGCUUUUUCUUCAAGAGGGGCGAAAAUGACCGUGGAAGCUCGGCAAAACUGUUCUCAACGAUCGCAAGACAACUAGGGACCAACUUUCGGUGGUUGCAGCCUGCUAUUCAACAAGCAGUUCACGAUGACCCCUCUAUCGCAAUGAAGGGAAUGGGAGAACAAUUCUCCAAUUUGAUACUUCAACCACUGUUGAACUCCGAAAAUCCAUCUGAUUCGCUAUCUGAACCCUCAGUACAGACUGUCAUGAUAGUAAUGGAUGCAUUGGAUGAAUGUGAUUCAGAGAAAGAUGUGCGGCUUGUUUUGCAGCUUUUGCCGCAGUUGCAGAAGCUAAAGCAUAUACAACUGCGAGUUUUCCUAACUAGCAGGCCAGAACUACCGACUCGACUAGGAUUUGAGAAGAUCGCAUCCCAUUAUUACGAGCAGUUUGUUCUCCAUGAAAUCUCUGACAACGUGAUCGAGCAUGACAUAAAUUUUUACCUACAACACAGACUCUCAGCGAUUAGGGAUGAACGGAAAUCUAUUCUUCCUCCAGAAUGGCCUGGACUUGUGAAUCUUCGAAAGUUAGUCUUCUUGUCCGUUCCAUUGUUCAUCUUUGCCGCCACGAUGUGUAGGAUUCUUGAGGAUCCAUAUUGGGAUCCACUGGAAAGUCUUGCCGAGAUCCUAGCAUAUCGAAAUCAUGGUUCUAAGCUGGAUGGAACAUAUCUCCCUGUGCUUGGGAGACUUCUUCACGGGCAGGAUGCGCGACAGAAAGAGCUAUUGGUCCAAGAAUUUCGGCAAAUAGUCGGUGCGAUUGUCACUCUACAAAGCCCACUAUCAGUUACCUCGCUUUCAAGACUAAUAGGCCUCCCCGAGAGACUUAUACAACUCAGACUAGACCCACUUCACUCAGUUCUGGUUAUACCAAGUGACAAUUCUGCACCAAUACGCCUAUUUCACUUAUCAUUUCGGGAUUAUCUUCUCCAUUCUGAGACUCGCCAAAAAUCCCCAUUGUGGGUAAACGAGACAGCAACACACCAUGUGUUGACGACAAAAUGUCUCCAGGCAUGUCAGAAACUACGGAGAAAUAUAUGUCGCCUUAAAAGUGACGGAUCCAGCCGCGCAGAGUUGGAUCGCCAAACAAUCCAGCAUUUUCUUCCCGCAGAGCUACAGUACGCUUUUCGCUAUUGGCCACAUCACAUGGCACAAUGCGUAGACCUGGAUCAUGUCAUAGAAGAUGGUUUGGCCUUUCUUCGGAGAUCUUUCCUGCAAUGGGUGGAAGCAAUGAGUCUGAUGGGUCUUGCAUCAGAAUUGGCGGGAUUGUUGGAUCACCUUCAGGUGGUUAUACCACACAGCGAUAAUUCUGGAAUGCGAGAGUUUUUGUAUGAUGGGACACGAUUUCUUUUGAAAAAUUGCCAAAUAUUUGAGGAUGCACCGCUCCAAGUCUAUUCGGCAGGACUUUUAUUUGCACCUCGAGCUUCGAUCAUUCGCUGUUGCUUUGGAAAUGAGUUUCCUGAUUGGUUGUACCGGCCACCAAAAGUCAAAGAGAACUGGAGCGCAGAGUUACAAACACUCGAAGGUCACACAAGUUCAAUCAACUCGAUAGCGUUCUCUUCCGAUGGACUACUGGCAUCCGCCUCCAGUGAUCACACGGUCAGGAUUUGGGACAGCAGGACGAGGACAGCACAGCACACCCUCAAGGCUCAUGAGGGCUCCGUCAAUUCAACGGCUUUUUCCCCGAACGGACAGCUGUUAGCCUCUGGCUCUGGUGAUAAAACAGUGCAUCUCUGGGACACUGCGACAGGAGAUCUACUCCAUACCCUCAAAGGCCAUACGAGCUCGGUAAGCUCAGUGGCCUUCUCUUCCGAUGGCGGGCUUUUGGCAUCCGGAUCUUACGACGAGACGGUUCGAGUCUACAAAGCUGGUACGGGUGAUUUACUACGGGUUAUCAAGGGCCAUACAUCGUUGAUUUACUCGGUCGCUUUCUCCUCUAAGGGACAGAUGCUAGCCUCUGGUUCUUCCGACAAAAUCAUUAGAAUCUGGAACCCCGUGACAGGAGUUCUUUUACAGGCUCUUGCAGGCCAUCAAAGUUCCGUUUAUUCUGUUAUGUUCUCUCCCAAUGGCCGGCUACUGGCAUCUGGCUCUGCGGAUAAGACCGUCCGACUGUGGAGUAUCAUGACUGGAGUUAUGGAGCUAUGUAUCGAGGAUCAUACCACCCAAGUGAAUUCAGUAGCCUUCUCCUCUGAUGGGCGUCUUCUUGCAUCUGGCUGCUCUGAUCAAAUAGUUCGCCAUUGGGGAAAUAAAGCGAGCAACUUGCUUCAAUCCUUUGAAGGUCAUACAAAAUCUGUCACAUCUGUCGCAUUCUCUCCGAAUAACCGGUUCCUUGCAUCAGGAUCUGGUGAUCACACAGUGAAGUUAUGGGAUACGAAGGUGUUCAGCGUACAAGAAGGGCCUAAGCAAAAUUCCUGUUCGGUUGAGUGGAUGGCAUUUUCCCCAGAUGGCCGGCUGCUGGUAUCUGGGUCGUUUGAUGGGACUGUUCGGCUUUGGGACACAGCAUCAGAAGGCCGCCUUCAUACCAUCAAGCCAUCAAUCUCUAUUGAGUGGAUUUCCUUCUCGCCCGACAGUCGGUUCCUAGUUUGUGGCUCUGGUAGUGGGAAUGCCGAGCUGCGGGAUACUACGACAGGGUCUUGUUUGCGGUCUACAGAUGAGAUCGAUACAAGCUUCAAUCAAAUAGCCAUUUCUCACGACAACAGGUGGGUGGCUUGUAUCUCUACAAGAGUCACAGUCCAACUUUGGGAUAUUAGGAUGGGCGCCCUUCACCAGACUCUCGGUGGUCACUCGGGCCGGAUUUACUCAAUUGCGUUUUGCCCAGACAGCCAGGUACUAGCGUCCGGAUCUCGUGGUGGAAGAAUACGGCUUUGGGAUCCCGCAACAGGAACUCUACUGCGGACUCUCGAGGGCCAUUCAGACGAUGUUUUCUCGGUCACAUUUUCCCCCAACGGUCGGCUAUUGGCAUCCAGCUCCAGAGACGCACUAGUUCGAGUAUGGAAUGUCUCGGCAGGCACUUUGAUGCAUGUUUUCGAUGAUGAUCUACCCGGCUUUCCACGUCCAUUUAUAUCCUUCUCUCCUGAUGGCCGAUGCCUGCUAUCCAGGUGUGAUGGCAAAGUCCGGUUUUUGGAAAGCUCAACAGGUGUCUUACAGCUUAUCCUUAAAGGCAUUGAGAUUCUGGGUCCAAAUUCUUAUUACCCUAAAGAUGAUCAAGUGCUUGCCUCUAGCUCAAUCGAGGACCUGAUACUUUGGGUGACUGCUGUAAACACUCUAUUCGCAAGUCUUCAUGUUGAUUCUGAAGUCCGCCUAAAGAAUGUUGCCUUUUCUCCCGAUGGAAAGCUAGUAGCAAUAAGUUCUGAGGGUAGGCCGAUACAGCUCUGGAAUCCCUGGACAGCUAUCCUUUGCCAGACUUUGGAUGAAUAUUCAGGCUGGGACUCUCCACUUACCUUUUCACCGAAUUGUCGCUUGCUAGCAUACUGCCCUGAUAACGAAACAGUGCGGCUUUGGGAUACCUCGACGGGUGCUUUAAUGCAAACCCUCAAUACUCAUCCAAGCUCGGUUGACCGGGUGUUCUUCUCUCAAGACAGCAGGCUGCUGGUGUCUCUUUCCACUGAUAACACGAUACGGCUCUGGCACACGGAUACAGGCGUCCUGCGGCAUAUUUGGUUUAUAACCAUUCCACUUCUCAGACCCAAUCUAACCCAAGACAGCUCAUGUCUCAACUUCAACUCCAGCUCCAGGCACCAAGACCAUACCCGCAACCCAUUGCAGUUGGGCUUGAUAGAUAAGGGCCACUGGGUAACAUUGAAGAAGCAAAAGAUCCUCUGGCUUCCUCCCGAGUCCAGGGCUGCUUCUUUCGCGAUUCAUGAAACUCUGCUUGCCCUUGGACAUGACUCUGGUCGCAUUUCAUUCAUGGAUUUCCGAGUAUAG